Messenger RNA from Culicoides brevitarsis, 990 nucleotides. RefSeq names its product adenosine receptor A3-like. The transcript has 2 exons. The record is from RefSeq and is a predicted model, not a curated record. Gene Ontology annotation, biological process: G protein-coupled receptor signaling pathway. Bases 1 to 990 code for a protein of 329 amino acids. Gene Ontology annotation, cellular component: plasma membrane. Gene Ontology annotation, molecular function: G protein-coupled receptor activity. NCBI's taxonomy places the organism in Eukaryota, Metazoa, Arthropoda, Insecta, Diptera, Ceratopogonidae.
AUGGACACAUCUCGCAUAAUUUUUGUCUCAAUAAAUUCCGUGAUUUCGGUUGUCACAAUAACAGCAAAUACGUUUGCCCUAAUUCUUUUUUACCAGCAACGAAGGUCACUCAGAAAGACACAUGCGUUUGUCGUAUCGCUCGGCAUCGGAGAUUUGCUUCAGGGAUGCGUUGGAAUUCCAUUGACGAUCGUUCUUUGCAUCACGGCGCCUCUCGGGAGUUUCGAUUGUGUCGCAAUUUGUGCCGUACGACUCUCGAUUUGUUUUGUGUCGCUGUUCAAUACGGUAACUGCCUCGCUGGAACGCUAUUGGGCUGUCAUUCAUCCAAUUCAUUAUCACACGAAAGCCACAGGACGGAUAAUUGGAAGAACCAUCGUAUUAUGUUGGAUCGCGGGAUGGAUAAUCGGUUGUUUAUGCUUUGUCUUCGCCGUUGAGCCGCCAAAUCCCGAUUUGAGCUGUUUCGAGAUCAGAUCUCGUUACCACAAGGGAUUCUUGAUGUUUAUUGUCUUCGUUGCCAUUCCAUUUUGCUCGUUAAUUGUCAUCGUGGCAUAUUCCCUGAUCUACCGACAAUGGAGAAAACGGAUAAAACCCACAAUGAACGACAUGACACUCACCCAAAUCUUCCGUCAGAGCCAGAAAAUGCAAGAAAUCGACCGGGAACAGUCCGUCAUCCUCACCAAAGACGCUGUUAGUGAAGCCAGACGAGUUCGCGAGAUCCGAACGACACUCUUGAUGUUCGCUACAGUCUUUCUCUUCAUCCUCUGUUGGUUACCAUGGCCCAUAAUCUUGAAUAUCACGCGACGCUUCUAUCCGGAAAUGAAUUAUGCGCACUCGGCAAUGGUCUGUUACACCUUCGUCUCGCUGAAUUCGAUGAUAAAUCCCUUUUUGUACGUUUAUCACAUCGAAAAGUGGCGCGAAUCCGCUAAACGGGUCGUUGGAUGGUCAUCACAACUCUCGGAAACGACGGGAAGUAGCGCAAAAGAUGAGAAAUAA